Molecule: messenger RNA, 2604 nt
Organism: Colletotrichum destructivum
Lineage: Eukaryota; Fungi; Ascomycota; Sordariomycetes; Glomerellales; Glomerellaceae
Product: Putative cation efflux protein
Exons: 2
Coding region: 722-2296 (524 amino acids)
Biological process (GO): monoatomic cation transport; transmembrane transport
Cellular component (GO): membrane
Molecular function (GO): monoatomic cation transmembrane transporter activity
Source: RefSeq, a predicted model, not a curated record
UUCAAUUCGCCUUAUGGGGGUGGCAUAGCACAGCAACAAGCAACAGCACAAGUUGGCCGAAGUUACACUACAAGACACACACAUGCAACAACAGUUUCUCCAUGGCAGGGCCACCUAUUAGCUCGGGUGCUCGGGAUAAGAUACGGAGCCGGGAGCACAGCAAGCCAACCGCAGCAGAUCAGAUCACAAUACGUACGUACCUACCUACCUAGGUACCUACCUAGUGAGGGAGUGAGGUAUCCGUAAGUAGUUGUUGACGAUUGGGACGAUUGCCGUCAUGUUUUUGCAGGAGCGCGUACCUUUCUAAUCACCCGCUGCCGUACCUGACUGAACCUUCCCUCCCUUCCAUCCGCCCACGUCCACCCUUCCCGCCUUCCACACACACCCCUCAUCAGCGCGUCUAGACUGAGACUAUUUGCUCUUUCUCUCGCUCUCUCUUUCUCUAUCUCUCUUUCCCUCUCACGCCUGUCUACCCUACCUACCCUUACCUACCUACCUACAUCCCCUCACGGACGGCACGCGUCCCACCCCCCCCGGCCUACCUGCUCGCAAUUAGCCAGCCCAUUAUUCGUCCCCCCCUCCACCCGCCCCCCCUUCCAUCCACGCAACGCCUGUCCGGUCAAUCUCCAAUACCCUACCUCUCUAUUCCUGCCGUACACGGAUACCUAAGUACGGAGAGGACAGACAAAACCAAAGAGGUAAGAGCCGAGGACUCCUGGGCAUGUCUCCCCCGUCCAAGCGUCCUACGGGAAUGCUCCGCCGCCUUUCCGCUGUGAGCUGUGUGACGUCUGCACGAUCAGCCGCAGCGGCAGCGGCAGCGGCACCUGGACAAUCCGGUACGGGAACGCACACCCUCCUCCGUUGCCUCCAUUUUGCAUCCUCCCCCUUUAGGCCACCUCAACCACCACCACACCUGCGCCGCGUCUCCCUCCGUGUCCAUCAGACAUCCAGCCCGGCCGCGUCUCCCUGUGGCCCCUACUUAACCCCCCGUGCCGCCCGCCACUCCCUCCGCCUGCGCUCUACCACUUCUUCCUCACUCCCCCAUCUCACACACACCUUGACGGCCGCGAAGAACACGUCCCCCUCAAUACCAGCCGCCGUCAUCAUGUCCUCCACCACCACUGCCACAACGACGGCCAAUUCGGUCCAGUCUCGCCGGAGUCAUGGCGGCCACUCGCACCACCACCACCACCAUGGCCACGACAACGUCUACCUGACCUCGGCCAACAAGAACGAUGCCGGCGUGCGCAUCACCCGCAUCGGCCUCUACUCCAACCUGGGCAUGGCCUUCGCCAAGGGCGCUGGCGGUUACGCUUUCGGCUCCCAGGCCAUGAUUGCCGAUGCCUGGCACAGUCUGACCGAUCUGGCCUCGGACAUCCUGACGCUGGCCACAGUUUCCUGGAGCCUGAAGCCCCCGACCGAAGCCUUCCCCACUGGCUUCGGCAAGAUCGAGAGUCUGGGUUCGCUGGGCGUCUCCAGCAUGCUCCUCGGCGGCGGCCUGUUCAUGUGCUGGAGCAGCUUGAUCACCCUCCACGCCCACCUCUUCCUUGAUCCCGCUGCGGCUGCAGAGGCCAUUGCACACGCCCACCACGGUCACAGCCAUGGCCACGGCCAUGUUGGUCCCAGUUUGCAUGCUGCCUGGUUGGCACUGGGUACCGUCGCAGUCAAAGAAUGGCUGUACCAAGCUACCAUGAAAGUCGCUCGCGAACGAAAAUCCUCCGUCCUUGCCUCCAACGCCGUCCACCACCGUGUCGACAGCUGGACCGGUAUUGUCACAUUACUCGCCAUCCUGGGCGCAAACUUUUUCAAGGAUGCAACCUGGUUGGACCCCGUCGGCGGCCUCUUGAUUUCCCUUCUCGUCAUCAAGGCCGGAGCUGAAAACACCCUGUCGGCCGUUUAUGAACUGGCCGACCGUGCUAUUGACGACGAGGUCAAGGAUGAUGUCCGCAAGUACGCCCUGAGAAGCCUCUCGGAUGUCACCGAGGGUCAUGAAGUCGAUGUACGCAAUAUUUCGGGCGUCAAGUCGGGCCAGAACUACCUGGUUGAUAUUGAUCUGGCCGUGCCUGGGGCUUGGUCGGUCGAGGCCGUCCGCGACGUGGAAGACCAGGUCCGCACCUUGGUGGGCGCCAAGGUCCGGGGUGUUCGGAGGAUCAAGUUGCGCUUCGUUCCGAAGGAGGCCGAGAUGGCGCCCGCGUUUGACGAGUUCAUUCCGGGAGAAGCCAACCGGGAGGCCAGCGAGGAGGCCGAAGACCACAGCCACACCAAUGGCAACGGCAACGGCCACAAGCACAAAUAAGUCCAUUGUACAUUCGGAGGAAGAGCUUGCCGUUCACGAUGAGAUACCCCUGGUUUCCUGACCAUUUCUGGAAGCGCGGAUACGCUUCUGUCCGUGUUUCCUUUUUCUUCGUCAUUUCUUUUUUUUUCCCUUUUUUAUCGAAAAUCUAUCUCUGAAGUCCAUGGGGGAAUUGCCAUGUAUAGAAAGCAUCUGUGGGUAGCCUUCUCCCGGCAUUCAUUUGCAUCAGGGCGGCGUUUUUGGAGGGUUUGCAAAAGAUAGGCCAACGACAGGCCUGUCACCUCGAGAACUUUUCUUGUUCUCUCGUCUAC